CUGACAGGAGCGCACCACCUUGACACCGACGCGUUUUCAUGGAACUGUCACGAACAUAAACACUUUGCAUGAGGAGGACGAGACGCGGACGAGUUGGAUUAUUCUGCCCGGAGACCACCCGGUCCUAGAGACAUGUCCCCCGGGCACCAGGCCGUGUGCUAGGGCUCCUCUGCUUCCGGUAUAAGGCCUAGAACAAGACUCUCUCUCUCUCACUCUCACUUUUCUUUCUCUCUUCUGUUUUUUUUUUUGGAAGCCGAACUUUUUGUCAGAGUGGAAAAUGAGUCUCUGAGAGUGUUGGCACAUUUCCCUGCACCACAAUGGCAACCGAAACCUUUCUCUUGAAUGAAGAACCCUCCAGAGGUCCUGGGAUGCCUGAAUGCUUUGUAGUAUCAGAUUCAUACAGGGAUGAAUUUCAUCCCUUCAUCGAGGCCCUCCUCCCCCAUGUCCGUGCCUUCUCCUACACCUGGUUCAACCUGCAGGCCCGCAAGCGCAAGUACUUUAAGAAGCACGAGAAGAGGAUGACCAAGGACGAAGAGCGCGCGGUGAAGGACGAGCUGCUGGGCGAGAAGCCGGAGAUCAAGCAGAAGUGGGCCUCGCGCCUGCUGGCCAAGCUGCGCAAGGACAUCCGGCCCGAGUUCCGCGAGGACUUUGUGCUCACCAUCACGGGCAAGAAGCCUCCGUGCUGCGUGCUGUCCAACCCCGACCAGAAGGGCAAGAUCCGCCGCAUCGACUGCCUGCGCCAGGCCGACAAGGUGUGGCGACUGGACCUGGUGAUGGUCAUCCUGUUCAAGGGCAGCCCCCUGGAGAGCACGGACGGCGAGCGGCUGGUCAAGUCGCCCCAGUGCUCCAACCACGGCCUGUGUGUCCAGCCGCACCACAUCGGAGUGACGGUCAAGGAGCUGGACCUCUACCUGGCCUACUUCGUCCACUCACCAGAACAAUCAGGACAAUCAGACAACUCCAACCAGCAAGGAGACACAGACGUCAAGCCGCCGCCCAACGGCCACUUGAGUUUCCAGGACUGCUUCGUGACUUCUGGGGUGUGGAACGUAGCCGAGCUGGUCCGCGUGUCGCAGACCCCGGUGGCGACAGCGUCAGGCCCGAACUUCUCCCUGGCCGACCUGGACAGCCCUGGAUACUACAACAUCAACCAGGUGACCCUGGGCCGGCGCUCCAUCACCUCCACCCCCUCCACCAGCUCCAACAAGCGCAAGUCCAUUGACGACAGCGAGAUGGAGAGCCCGGUGGACGAUGUCUUCUACUCGGGCCGCUCGCCGGCGGCCGGCAGCAGCUCUCAGUCCAGCGGCUGGCCUAACGACGUGGAUGCAGUGCAGCACCAUUUGGCCAGUGUGCAGGAGAGGAAGAUUAAGCAUGAGAACGAUGGAGUGCAGUUUCCUUACCAUGGACUGUCACCGCCGGGUUCUCUUAAGAAGCCGGGGAAAUUCGAUUUCAGCGCCCUGUCCUCCCAGACGAGGCCCCCCCGCAUGGCGUUCUCCCACCACCCACUGCCAAUGCUGGCGGGAGUGAGACCAGGGAGUCCCAGGGCGUCGGCCUCGGCUCUUCACUUCCCGUCUCCCUCCAUCAUCCAGCAGUCCAGCCCUUACUUCACCCACCCGACCAUCCGCUACCACCACCACCCGGGUCAGGACCCCCUGAAGGAGUUUGUGCAGUUUGUCUGUGCUGACGGUUCGGGGCAGGCCGCUGGACAGCAUACUCCACGUCAGGCGCCACAGCUCCCAACAGGUUUGUCGGCAUCGGAUCACGGGACAACAACUUUCUGAACAUCCCGCAGCAGACGCAGUCUUGGUUCCUCUGACAAGAUCUGUGCACAAACCAGCAACUAGUAUUCUUUCUUUACAAUCGGAAAAAGCAAACAGAGAAGCAACCCGCAGGAUGACAAUUGUCCUCCAACCCCCCCACCCACCGCCGCCCCCCCGACCGACCGACCGGCCCUGACAGCCCGUCUCACCUGAUUCUAAAUCAAACCACACAGGAGAAUGCAGCCGAGGAACUCUGGACUCGUUAACCCAGUCAGAGGGAGGAACUGUUCUGAGCACCGACGGAAAGAAGGAAAGAUGAAUGGAUGGACCAGGGGAAGCCAGGACGCAGGAAAGAGUGAGGGACACGACUCUCCAGAAAACAAAAAGAAAAACAACCAGCACAACGCAGGACGAGGAAAACGUCUUCUUCUGCUUCUUCGUGAGGACGUUUCGUGUAACGAAGAAAAUCCAACUGUCCAACUAAAUCAAGACUUUUCCAGAUGCAGCAUUUUAACCCACAAAGCCACGCCCACCGUGGAUCUACAGCCAGGUCACAGAAAAAGACGAUUAUGUUUCCGACGAGGGCUGAGGUCCGAGCUCCUGUCGUCACCCAAAAUCCAAUUAACUCUCUUUCUCUCUCUCUCUCUCUCUCUCUGAACGAUUGACUCUAUAAAGCCCCUGUUUACUACUAACCAGAGAGAGACCAUGCCAAAACAUUUCUUGAUUUAAGGGUUGCACUACAAGAAGCCGAAUCAAUUAACACUAAUCUUAACGAUGUGCACUAUUUACCUACAAGGCAUGGGAGGUAAACCAGCCUGUCACGAGUCCUCGACCCCAUUGAUCAGUUCGACCAAUCACUGGCCUCCGCUCAUUCUCACAUGUCCCUGCACAACACAACACACACACACACACACACACACACCUGUGCCAUGACCACAGCAUGCAUGUACAAUUGAAAACACACAAACACACACACAGACACACAGUUGCCCAGUCGCAUCUUUUAGACCGUAGUAUUAAGAGGUGGUGGUGUUGUGUUAUCAGAUUUUCUUACUAUAUGCAAAAUAUAGUAAAUCCCGGUGAACUCUCUCUACCUAUUUGAUUAGACAUCCCAAAAAAAAGCAACACACCCACACAGUGCUGAGAACCAGUGUGUGUGUGUGUGUGUGUCUGCGCAUCAUUACCGACGGACUUUAGACAGCAGCUAUG
Limanda limanda (common dab) is the source of this 2969-nucleotide messenger RNA. It is a transcript of the gene nfixb, whose product is annotated as nuclear factor I/Xb. The record is from RefSeq and is a predicted model, not a curated record. Gene Ontology annotation, biological process: regulation of transcription by RNA polymerase II. NCBI's taxonomy places the organism in Eukaryota, Metazoa, Chordata, Actinopteri, Pleuronectiformes, Pleuronectidae. Gene Ontology annotation, cellular component: nucleus. Gene Ontology annotation, molecular function: DNA-binding transcription factor activity, RNA polymerase II-specific; RNA polymerase II cis-regulatory region sequence-specific DNA binding. The transcript is spliced from 12 exons. The coding region runs from base 318 to 1781 and encodes 487 amino acids.